Psilocybe cubensis is the source of this 1554-nucleotide messenger RNA. RefSeq lists its product as uncharacterized. Gene Ontology annotation, molecular function: heme binding; iron ion binding; monooxygenase activity. The record is from RefSeq and is a predicted model, not a curated record. The transcript has 13 exons. Lineage: Eukaryota; Fungi; Basidiomycota; Agaricomycetes; Agaricales; Agrocybaceae. Bases 1 to 1554 code for a protein of 517 amino acids.
AUGCAAACGUACACCAUUGCAGCUGGUCUAGUGGCAUUUGUUGUUGGCCUCCGACUUUAUGCCAGCGCGGGCAAAUCCAAGUUGCCUCUUCCUCCCGGUCCAAAAGGGUUGCCGUUAAUUGGAAACUUGCUGGAUAUGCCCCGGACCCUAGAAUGGCAGACAUACCACAAGUGGGCUAAAGAGCUGAAAAGCGACAUCAUAUACGUUAAUGUGGCGGGAACAUCAUUGGUCGUGCUGGACUCGCUGGAAGCUUGUAAAGAUUUACUCGACAAAAGGUCUACAAACUAUUCUAGCAGACCUCGUAUGCCCAUGUUGAUUGAAUUGAUGGGCUAUGGAUUUCUGGUUGCCAUUAUGGAAUACGGCGAGCGAUGGCGCCAGCACCGACGCCUCAUCCAUCAGGCGCUCAAUCCUGCAGCCGCAUCGACAAUUACACUCCCACCCACCCUCAAAGCAGCUCGAAACGUUCUCGGCAGAUUUCUGGAAAAACCAAACGAUAUCAUGGGCAAUUUGAGACAUAUGACGGGAGAAGCGAUCAUAUCAAUAGCCUACGGCUUGGAUGUUUUGCCAGAGAACGAUCCAUAUAUACACCUUGCAGAAAAGGCCAACGAAGGACCAGUAGAGGCUGUGGUUCCGGGGGCAUUCCUGGUCGACAUGCUACCCUUCUUGAAAUAUGUUCCAGCGUGGGUCCCAGGAGCUGGAUUCCAGAAAAAAGCGGCGAAAUGGAAGGCCCUUGGUCAGGCUAUGAUAAAUGUUCCGUUUGAAAAAACAAAAGAAAACAUGCGUGCAGGGAUCUGUCCGCCUUGUUUAACCUCUACCUGUCUGGCCGAAAUGGAGCAUGGUGCAGCAGACGUAGCAUACAGUGAGGAGAAUAUCAAAAACGCGGCUGGAACAUUAUAUUCGGUUGGAGCGGAUACUACGUUGUCGAUCGUAGGCUCAUGUGUUCUAGCUCUCAUAGACCAUCCCGAAGUUGUCAAGAAAGCCCAGCUGGAGCUAGAUAAGGUCAUCAAGCCGGGUCACUUGCCUGAUUUUAAUGAUCAGCCCUCUCUGCCAUAUAUUACUGCCAUCGUGAAGGAGGGUCUUCGCUGGAACGAUGCGGUACCGAUGGGUGUCCCUCAUCUGAUAGAAGUCGAAGACGAAUACAAAGGACACCGCCUUCCUGCUAGAUCUAUUGUUAUAGCCAAUAGCUGGGCUAUUCUUCAUGAUGAAAAACUAUAUCCGGAUCCAUUUACCUUCAAUCCAGAUCGCUUUAUGAAAGGUGACAGUCUUGAUCCCAAUGUACAAGACCCGGGGGAGGCAUGUUGGGGAUUUGGAAGACGCAUUUGCCCAGGAAGACACAUGGCAUUCUCAACAAUCUGGAUUGCCAUAGCCUCUCUUCUUACUGUUUAUGAUAUCAGAAAACAAGUUGACGAGGAUGGGAAUGCUAUUGAGAACAACCACGAAUAUGUUUCCAAUAUUACAUACUCCCCAAAGCCUUUUGUCGGGUCAAUCACACCGCGCUCCAAGGAGGCAGAAAACCUCAUUCGAUCUUUCGCUUGGCAGAGCGCAAUAUGUUGA